Elgaria multicarinata webbii is the source of this 1590-nucleotide messenger RNA. RefSeq names its product cytochrome P450 2J5-like. The record is from RefSeq and is a predicted model, not a curated record. Gene Ontology annotation, molecular function: heme binding; oxidoreductase activity, acting on paired donors, with incorporation or reduction of molecular oxygen, reduced flavin or flavoprotein as one donor, and incorporation of one atom of oxygen; iron ion binding. Lineage: Eukaryota; Metazoa; Chordata; Lepidosauria; Squamata; Anguidae. The coding region runs from base 1 to 1590 and encodes 529 amino acids. Gene Ontology annotation, biological process: xenobiotic metabolic process. The transcript has 9 exons. Gene Ontology annotation, cellular component: intracellular membrane-bounded organelle; cytoplasm.
AUGGCGCCUUCGCCCAACGUGAUUGUCACUGCCGCCUUCUCCCCCUCGCCGCCCUCCCUUCCCUCCACCCGGCCAUGUGGCCAGCCUCCCACUUACCGCUCCAACCCGGAGAACGGAGGUGAAGGGCAGCAGCCCGCCUCGAUGCCCCUCAAUGAAACUCCGCCGCUGCCGCGUCCAGGCGGCCAGAGGAGUCGGGCGCCGCGCAUAGCGCUCCUGCUGCCCAGCUCGCUCGCCUCGGGCCGGAUCGGGGCGCUGGCAACCGCCCGCCUGCCAACGUUAGCAAAGCAAUAUGGAAAUAUUUGCUGUGUGUGGCUAGGACAUCAGCCUGUGAUACUUAUGUCUGGAUUCCAAGCUGUAAAAGAAGUGCUGGUCAACCAUGAAGAAGCAUUCUCUGAGCGACCAUCGUCUAUUAUCGUAAAAACUGUAGGAAGAGAAAGGGGUAUUGUAGUUUCAAACGGUCACACCUGGAAGCAGCAGAGACGGUUUGCUGUAGUGACUCUGCGGAAGCUGGGACUGGGGAAGAAAGGCAUGGAGCACCAAAUACAAGAGGAGGCCCAGCAGCUGGUGGAGACAUUUGCAUGUGCAAAGGGGCAGCCAAUUGACCCUUCCUUGCCCAUCACCAAUGCAGUCUCCAACGUGAUUUGUGCUGUGACAUUUGGACACCGGUUUUCUCUUCAAGAUGAAAAAUUCCAGAAACUAGUUGAAGCUGUUGAUGUUGGCUUAAAAUUUAUAUUCAGCAGCUUUCAUAUUUUAUAUGAAAUGUUCCCAUGGAUCAUGAAGCAUCUUCCAGGACCUCACAAAAAAGCCAUUGCCGCCUUUGAAUUGGUGCUUUCAUUUGCAAGGGAGGAGACAGAGAAGCACAAGGAGCAAUCGUCCUUUCAUGAGCCACGGGAUUUCAUAGAUUUCUAUGUUCUUCAGAUGGAGAAAAGAAGGAAUGAACCCAACUCUACCUAUGAUGAAGAGAACCUGGUUCAAUGUAUUCACGACUUCUUUAUUGCGGGAACAGAGACAACUGCAACUUCUCUGAGAUGGGCACUUCUCCUCCUCACAAAUCAUCCAGAUAUCCAAGAUAAAGUCUACAAGGAGAUAGAAGAUGUUUUCAGUUCAUCAUGCUCAAUCUGCUACCAAGAUAUAAAGAAACUGCCCUACACUAAUGCUGUGAUUCACGAGAUGCAGCGUUCAAAAUAUAAUUUAUUAGUUGGACUUCCAAGACAAUGUACAAAGGAUGUGAAAGUGAACGGUUAUCUCAUUCCCAAGGGUGCUUAUAUUCUUGCAGAUCUGCGUUCUGUUCUUCUUGAUCCUGAGCGGUGGGAGACUCCGGAAGAGUUCAACCCAAACCAUUUUUUGGACAAGGAUGGACAUUUUGUGGCUAGAGAGGAAUUUCUACCAUUUGGUGCAGGGGCUCGGUUGUGUCCGGGGGAGCAGCUGGCAAAUAUUGAAAUCUUCAUCUUCUUGACCAGCCUGCUGAGGGCGUUCAGGUUGCAGCUGCCAGAAGGAGUGAACAAACUCAGUCCAGAUGCUAUACUAGGGCUCACAUUAUCUCCACAUCCUUAUAAAAUCUGUGCAGUUCCUCACCGUAGCUCUUCAUAA